Messenger RNA from Helicoverpa armigera (cotton bollworm), 390 nucleotides. It is a transcript of the gene ubl, whose product is annotated as ubiquitin like. Gene Ontology annotation, biological process: mRNA splicing, via spliceosome; protein modification process. Gene Ontology annotation, molecular function: protein tag activity; protein binding. Lineage: Eukaryota; Metazoa; Arthropoda; Insecta; Lepidoptera; Noctuidae. Bases 83 to 304 code for a protein of 73 amino acids. The record is from RefSeq and is a predicted model, not a curated record. The transcript is spliced from 3 exons. Gene Ontology annotation, cellular component: nucleus; cytoplasm.
AUAUGUAAGCAAGAUCGGGUAAAGAGCGAUUGCUCAUUGUGAUAAUUAUUUGUUUGGAAUUAAAAAUAAAACAUUUCUAAAGAUGCUUGAAGUAACUUGCAAUGAUCGUCUUGGAAAGAAAGUGAGAGUUAAAUGCAACCCAGAUGACACAGUUGGAGACCUUAAAAAGUUAAUAGCAGCACAAACUGGCACACGAUACGACAAAAUCGUCCUUAAGAAAUGGUACACAGUGUUUAAGGACCACAUCAAGCUAUCUGACUAUGAAAUCCACGACGGCAUGAACUUGGAACUGUACUACCAAUAGGAGCUGGUGAUGGAGUCUGAUACAAUAAAAUAAUAAUGUUAACUUUACUACCUUGUAUUUAUUAAUAAGUAAACUUUAAGACUAAA